AUGUCUUCUACAUCCUCAUUCCUCAGCAGUGUUGUGCUACUCGCUUGCGCUUGCAGAACCGCCACGGCGGCGAACGCAUUUCCAGGCGGUAUUAUCAGCGCUGCUACUUUGUUCAGUGGGCCAGCAUCGCCCAUUGUGGAUCUUGGUUAUGGAAGAUUCCAAGGAAAAGAUGACAACGGCACUGGUACACACAACUAUCUUGACGCAAGCAACUAUGGACCUGCUUGCCCUCAGCAUGAAGCAAAUGCCUUACUCGCAGAUGGAUCGCUGGAAAAGCUCGGUCUCGGAAGUCUCACUGGUAGUGUAGAGGCUUUGCUUCUCCAGCCAGUCCUGGGAGAAAGCGAAGACUGCCUCAACAUCAACGUUCAAGUCCCAAAAGGCUAUGAAGGCCAAAAGCUCCCCGUCGUACACUGGAUUCAUGGCGGUGCUUUCGAGGUGGGAUCCAACGCUGCAUUCCUGUCCCCUCUUAAUGCCUUGCCUGGCGUUUCGUACCAAGGAGCAAAGAUCGUCCAAGAGAGUGUUGCGAUCAACCAACCAGUCAUAUACGUCUCCUCGAACUACCGUCUCAACUCUUUUGGAUUCACUGCCUCCAAAGAGUUUGCUGAUGCAGGGCUUUUAAACCUUGGCCUCAAGGACCAAAGAACGGCAAUGAGGUGGAUCAAGAAGAACAUUUCCAAGUUUGGAGGAGAUCCGGACAGAGUGACGAUCUGGGGAGAAUCUGCUGGUGCCUGGUCCGUCAGCGCUCAUCUCGUUGCAAACAGCGGCAACAGUCAGGGAUUAUUCAGAGCCGCAAUUGCACAAUCGGGAGGUCCCGUUAAGGUGGAAGGCCCUGCACGCCAACAGCCAAUCUUCGAUCGAAUGGUCGCCGCUGCAAAAUGUACGGAUGCAGCAGACAAGAUCUCAUGUCUACGAUCGGCGUCAUACGAGGACCUCUAUUCUUCUGYCCAGAACGAACCGUACUUUGCUGGAUAUCACAGCCUGGCAUCCCCUUGGGCUCCUCGUCCAGACGGCGAUUUCCUAAGGGCUAGUCCCCACACUCUCACCGAGCAAGGAGCUGUAGCCAAUGUACCUAUCAUGAUCGGUGAUAUGCGCGAUGAGGGAACGCUCUUCUCGCAGGUCAAUCACCUCAACACAACAACCACCGAGGAGUUCAAAGACUACUUCAACACAAUCUACUGGCCAAUGGCGAAGACAAGUCAGAUGGAUGAUCUCGCAAAACUCUACCCACAGGACCCUUCAGUUGGAUCCCCCUACAAUACAGGCCUGCUCAAUGCAUUGACCCCUCAAUACAAGCGUAUUGCCUCAUUGACCGGCGACUACAGUUUCGAAUCGCAGCGUCGCCAGCUGUUACAACACGCACCCGGGAAGAAAUACACAUCUCUAACCGACAACAGCCUCUUCGAGCUUGGCGGUACCACUAUCGGCAACGUCGUCAACGUACCAAUUCUAGGUUCCUUCCACGGAAGCGACAUCUUUUUCUACGACUUUGGAACCCUCCCCGUGCCUAAUUCAAAGAACAUUAUGGAUACCGUCAUCUCUUUCGUUUCCACUUUGGAUCCCAACAAUCAUGGUAAUGGAAAGCUCCCAAUGUGGCCGGAGUGGACCCCUGAGCAAAAGGAGAUGUAUCACUUUAUUGAGUCUGGACCGGAGGUCAUCAAGGAUAAUUAUCGCGAGGCUGCGAUGGAGUACAUCAACGCGAAUGCGGACUCAUUUUUGAUUUGA
Ramularia collo-cygni is the source of this 1722-nucleotide messenger RNA. RefSeq lists its product as uncharacterized. Lineage: Eukaryota; Fungi; Ascomycota; Dothideomycetes; Mycosphaerellales; Mycosphaerellaceae. The transcript is spliced from 8 exons. The record is from RefSeq and is a predicted model, not a curated record. The coding region runs from base 1 to 1722 and encodes 573 amino acids.